Messenger RNA from Durio zibethinus, 716 nucleotides. Its product is annotated as protein TIFY 5A-like. The record is from RefSeq and is a predicted model, not a curated record. Gene Ontology annotation, cellular component: nucleus. Gene Ontology annotation, biological process: response to wounding; regulation of defense response; regulation of jasmonic acid mediated signaling pathway. NCBI's taxonomy places the organism in Eukaryota, Viridiplantae, Streptophyta, Magnoliopsida, Malvales, Malvaceae.
CCCUCCAAAUUAUCAAUGUCUUCUUCUCUUUGAAACCCCACUUUCUUCUUCUUCUUCUUCUUCUUCUUCUCCUCCAAAACCACCCUUAUUUUCUCAUCCAAUUAGAUUCAAACAAGGGUAUAACAUGAGACGAAACUGCAACUUGGAACUUCGCCUCCUUCCUUCUGGUUCUUUUCCCGGCGACCGUCACGACAUGGUGGAAGAGAGCAAUGAAAGCCCACAAAACCAACAGCAACAGCUGACAAUUUUCUACAAUGGAAGAGUUUGUGUUUGUGAUGUUACAGAGCUCCAGGCAAGAGCCAUUCUAAUGCUAGCAAACCGAGAAAACAUGGAUGAAAGAAUAAAAACUCCAACAGGAUCAGCACCGGCUUCACCAACGCUAUCACCUCAGCUAUAUAGCCCAAGUGCUGGACUUUCCAUGAAGAAAUCUCUUCAAAGGUUCCUCCAAAAACGCAAGAAUAGAAUCCAAGCUGCCUCUCCUUACCAGCAUUAGUGGAUUAAUGGAAGGAACUGAUCUAUCUUUUUGGCUACCAAUUACUACCAUCUAUCAUUCCAGGAAAUUAAGGAGGUUGCCCAUGGCUAUAUACAUAUGGACAUGGGAAGCUUUUUUCUUUUUUUCUUUCUUUUUUUUUUUUUUUGUAAAUUUAUGUAUGAAAUAUGCUAGUAGCUCGAAGAACCAUCAAUUUUACAUUUGUUAAUUGAUUUUUUGGUGCCCA